Messenger RNA from Lactuca virosa, 1005 nucleotides. NCBI's taxonomy places the organism in Eukaryota, Viridiplantae, Streptophyta, Magnoliopsida, Asterales, Asteraceae. The record is from the annotation of a GenBank genome assembly.
AUGAGAGCAAACCCAGAUGAAUUUGAAAAAUGGGUUACUGAGAUUUCACUAAUCUUACAGACAAACCCAGAUGAAUUUGAAAAAGCAAAAAAUGUUCUUAUACUUUUAGAACACAAAACUGAUGGAAUUGUGCAAAAGUUCCUAAGAAACAAUAAUUGGAAUGAAGAUUUGCAUGGUUCAGAUCUUUUUGAUAAUCUUAUAAAUGUCAUAUACACUACUUUCUUAGGUCUUGAUUAUAUUUCUAAUAAAGACUUUACCAUUAAUAAGAAAGUUGACGUAGCAAGAGUUUCAAUGACAAAACUCCAGUUACAUGAUAUUAGUCUUCUCGACAAAUACACAUGUAUGUAUGAAUCAUAUCUAUAUGAUAUUCCCCAGAGAAGUGAAUAUGCACAAUGGAUAUCUGCUUAUCUAAUGAAAAUUCCAAUGAUUGGAGAAAUCUGUACUGAAAGAUGGAAAAAAGAAGCUACUGGAGAAAUCCAGCAAACCAGUCUUUCUUAUGCAACAAAAAUUGCAAAGGAAGAAAUUGAUAGAAUCUGUCAAGACAGAUAUAAACAACAAAAACUCAAAACAAUAAGUAAAGAUUGUUGUAGCAUUCUCUCUGAUUUCAAAAACUUUGAUAUUGGAAGGAAAACUUAUACUAAGAAAAAAUAUAAAAACAAAAAGAAAUACAAAUCUUUCUGGAAAAAGAAAAGAAUAAAAUUUUCACCAGGAAAAUACUUCAAAAAACCUUCAAAAGAAUCACCUAAGAAGACUACUUCCUGUCCACAAGGAAAGAAAAAAUGUAGAUGUUGGAUCUGCAAUGAAGAAGGACACUAUGCCAAUGAAUGUCCAAAUAGAAAAAAAUAUCCUGACAAAGUCAAGGUUUUACAAACUGCUAAUAAUGGAGGUUAUGAAGCUCUUGAAGAGGAGUAUGAAUGUAUACAACAUGUCUUUACAUUUCAUGUUGAAACUGAUUCUUCAUCAAAUUCUGAUGAAAACGAAUCAACCACGGAUGACUCAGACUAG